UGCAUAAUACUCUUAUGGGUCUCAGGGCUCAUUUCUUAGUCCGCGUAGUUCCGUUUGGCAGAAAUACGCCCAUUUAGAUAGUCAAGUUCGCUAGGGUCACAUAUAUUGUAACCCAUGAAAAUGAUCGUCUGUGUAGGUUAAGCCUCCAAGGACUUCGUGAAUUAUGCCGAUUUCAGAAUUUUUGAGGAGCCCUUCUGUUGUGUUGUAAUUUAAAGGCAAUGAAAUCUUUUGAUAUUUCUUAUGAAAUAAGCAUUCUUCACCAAUUGGAGGUAUAAGAGAACAACGGCCCAUAUACGCAUGCUCACACUUCAUACCGUUAGUAGUGAGUGCAUUUGGUUCAUUUCUAAAGAGGAAAGCUUGAUUUGGGACACUGGAUAAAAAAUAGGAAAAAUGAAGACUGAAGUCUAAAAUAAUUGUGUCAUAAGUAGGCGAAAGCAUCCUGCAGGAAUAAGCCCGAAAAAGGAGAUACAAAAUGCGAUCAAGAGCCGCCUUUAAAGUUUAUCUCAUCAUUGUCAAUGUAUGCUUGUUUACAAAAAUAACAACAACUUCGAUUUCAACGUCAACGGUCGCUGAAAUGCGCCGAGGUCGGCCACCGAAGGGCACCAUUCACCAAAACACAAAUACAACUACAGCCGAUCGACAUCCUUCGAAUAUAAGCACCGUUGCCAACAGAACUACCGAAGGAACUGCAAUCUUUGAUUAUGAUGGUGGCACAACAUGGUCCGAGAGUAAAUUUCCUCGAAAACCUCCUCGUACAAUUGGACCGGUUUUCGGGCCGGAUUGGACUCCAAAAGAAAUCGAGAAGAAGUUGAGAGAAUCAAAAAUCAUUCCUGACGUUCUUCUCAAAUCUCCCAAGAAUUUAGUUCAGAUUAUUGUAAAUGCUUGGCUUAACAGGUCACGUACGACAAGCAAAGAACAGUACACACUACACAUGGGCACUUUGUACUCGUGCUUGCAGUUGGAGCAUCCACCGGUGGAAGUUGAGUGGCCUUGUGAAAAGGAUUCAUUUUACACCCUUAUUUUGACAGACCCCGACUCACCAACACCUGACGAUCCUUAUCAACGGGAAUUUCAUCAUUGGAUCGUGGGCAACAUCCCCGGUUGUCAUGUACGAGGUGGUGUCACACUCUCUGAAUACAUAACUCCUCUGCCCAUCACUUAUGCAGGUACGCAUAGAUAUGUAUUCCUGGUUUACAAGCAAGAUAAAGGUCGAAUGAAAUUCAAUUGGGAACAUAGAGAUGACAGACCAAUAGACGCGCUGAGAGGCGAAUUCAACAGUGAACAGUUUGCGAAGAAUCAUUCCUUGUCAGGACCGGUUGCCAUCAACUUUUUCACCGCCAACUGGGAAAUGACUGUCACGCCUUUGCCUGGUGACGAAGCGUGGCUCACGACAAAAGACUUCUUCGAUGAUUUCGAGGCUGACGUAGAUUGAGGCCAUAACAUGGUCCUUUAAACGAAUUGUCCCAAAAAAUUAUGAAUAUUAAGUAAACGGUGAAAAAUUAGUUAUGACGGGGGCAUGCCUGAAUUAAGGUGAAAAGACGGCCAAUUUAUGGUGUACCGAAAAAAACUCGUGUAUUUGUAAGAUUUAUUUUCCCCUCAUGGAAAAUAAUAUGUCACCUAAUGCUUAUUAUUUUUGAUCCUUUAUGCCUUAGAAUGCGUGGACGUGAAUUAAAACUAAAAAGAUCCAUUUUGAAAAAGUCAAACCCAAGCGGGAACUAUGGAUUUAAAAAGUGGAACAUAGAUCGAACACCAGAAGAAAAUUUGUUUCGAUAAAUUUUAGAUUUAAAAUGUCGACUGCGAUCUUUGAGAACAGUACUCCAUCUCUAAAAGUAGGUCAGCGAGGGUUUCAGGGCCGAUAUGAUAAUCUGUCUGCGUACUGAUUAAGAACUGGGGAGAACGAAUGUGUUAACAGCAAUGACUUUGUCGACCAGCCAUUUGUUUAGUCUUUCUUCUGAUCGACAUACUCAUUAUAUGCUAAAAAACCAAAAUACUUUAAAAUCGCCAUUUUUAUCCAGGAUCUCGACAGAAUUUUUAUUUUAGCUUAAAUGACUCAAGAGACACUGUCGUUCAAGAGUCUAAAGAUUUUUCGAUUGUAGCAGAUAAAACAAUUUAAACUUGUUCAAGUACACCGUGUAUUCUAUGGAGUAGGGCUGCUAUUCGACUCUUGUCUUCACGUCAAAAUUUUUACAUGGAAGCCCCAUACAAGAGACCAAUUUUUUGUAAUUUUGCCCCGAUUUUUGCUCCGUUACAUAAUUUAAUUGCUUGUAAAAUUAUGAGAUGAAUGAUAUUAAUUCCAAUUUA
Molecule: messenger RNA, 2301 nt
Organism: Bemisia tabaci
Lineage: Eukaryota; Metazoa; Arthropoda; Insecta; Hemiptera; Aleyrodidae
Source: RefSeq, a predicted model, not a curated record